AUGGCCAUAGUAGGCCAUGGGAGGACAGAGAAAGAGAAGGGAGGACAGGAGAGGACAGCAGAGGACAGCAGAGGACAGCAGAGGACAGCAGAGGACAGCAGAGGACAGGAGAGGACAGCAGAGGACAGCAGAGGACAGGAGAGGACAGGAGAGGACAGCAGAGGACAGCAGAGGACAGGAGAGGACAGCAGAGGACAGCAGAGGACAGGAGAGGACAGCAGAGGACAGGAGAGGACAGGAGAGGACAGCAGAGGACAGCAGAGGACAGCAGAGGACAGCAGUAAAGAUGUAGGUGGCUAUGCAAAAGAUGUGGGUGGCUAUGCUAAAGAUGUGGAUGGCUAUGCAAAAGAUGUAGGUGGCUAUGCAAAAGAUGUGAACAGCAACAGAGACGAAGAAGGAACAAGUGAACAGCAACAGAGACGAAGAAUGAACAGGCGAACAGCAACAGAGACGAAGAAGGAACAGGCUAACAGCAACAGAGACGAAGAAGGAACAGGCUAA
This is a messenger RNA of Hyalella azteca, 501 nucleotides long. Its product is annotated as sperm acrosomal protein FSA-ACR.1-like. The record is from RefSeq and is a predicted model, not a curated record. Lineage: Eukaryota; Metazoa; Arthropoda; Malacostraca; Amphipoda; Hyalellidae. The transcript is spliced from 2 exons. The coding region runs from base 1 to 501 and encodes 166 amino acids.